AUUCUUCCAUGAGCAAGUCGAUCAAGCUGCCGUCUGGCGAGCAUGUUGCGCUCAAGACGAGCUUCAAGGAGGCCGGAAAGCUCGAGGCGCUCUUCACUGGCGGCAAAGUGAUUGUCUCCAACGUCGCGACCGUCUCGCCCAGGGACGCACAGGCUGCGGAAAGUGUCACAUCGGAUUCGGAUAUGGACACCUCAGACGUUGAGAACGGCGAUGCCACAGCGCCAUCCGUGCACAUGUUUACGACCUGCGUCGACAUGGUCAAAGUCACUUCGCUCGCCACCGGCCGCACUGUUGCCACUCUCGAAGGCGACACGGAACCCAUCACAUGCAUGGCGCUGUCACCAGAUGGCGUGUACCUCGUCACAGCCAGUCGGAGCCAGCAGGUUCGCCAAUGGGACUGGGCGGCAACCACAGUGAAGCGCACCUGGAAGGCCACCGACGGCCCCGUGCUCGGCAUGGCGUUCGAUCCGACCUCGACGUUGCUGGCCAUGGGCUCGAGCGACGGCAUCGUCAAGGUGUUUGACAUUGAGCAAGGCUAUCUCACACACAGCUUCCGUGGCGCGCAAGGAAUCGUGUCUGCCCUCGCAUUCCAUCCCGAUGCAAAGCGCAUGCAGCUGUUCUGCUCGGGCUCGGACACCAAGAUUCGCGUUUGGGACCUGAACACGCGCAAGGGAUUUGUUCUCGAAGGCCACAACAGCCACGUCAGCGCACUCGUCGUCUCUCCCGACGGCGAUCGCCUGCUUUCCGCCGGUCGCGACAAGAUUGUCGCCAUGUGGGACUUGAAAUCGCGAACGCUCGCCCGUACCAUCACCACGUUCGAGUCCCUUGAGGCAAUCAUGCUUGUGCAACGGCGAGCGAUUGCCGAGCCCGAGAGUCAACGAUCGCGGUCGCGUCCUCAGCAACAGCAGCCUUCGACAACCGCCGGGCCCGUUUUUGUGACUGCCGGCGCAGAUGGUGUCGUGCGAAUGUGGGACUUGAGCACCGGCAAGCCUGUUCACUCGCGCAAGCUCGAUGGACCCAAGCGCGAGAUUGUCGACGCGUUCGCAAGCCCCGCCACCUCGUCCAUCUUUGUCGUCACCGACGACCAAAACAUCUUCCAACUUGACGACACCACUCUUGAAGUCAAAAAGCAGAUUGUGGGACAGAACGACGAGAUUAUCGAUCUGCGUUUUAUCGGUGAUGACGACUCGCACGUCGUCAUGGCCACAAACAGCGAACAGCUCCGCACGUUUGACUUGGCGACUUUUGGUGCUCGCUUGCUCUACGGCCACACGGACAUCGUCUUGUGCUUGGAUGUUAGCAAUGACGGUUUGCUGCUUGUCAGCGCCGGCAAGGACAAUACUGUUCGCGCUUGGCAAUCUGAAGAUCGACUAAACUUUGACUGUAUCGGCGUUGGUAUUGGCCAUACGGAAGCUAUUGGAAGCGUGGCGUUGUCAAGAAAGACGCGCAAUUUUGCAGUUACUGGCAGCCAAGAUCGCACCAUCAAGUUGUGGGAUUUGCUUGGUGCCAUCCACAACGGCUCUGAAACCUCGCGCAUGCAAGCGCGAAUGACACAAAAGGCUCACGACAAGGACAUUAACACGAUUGCCAUUUCCCCCAACGAUAAGCUGAUUGCGACGGGCUCGCAAGAUAAGACUGCCAAGCUAUGGAGCUCGGAGGAUUUGUCGUUGGUAGGCGUGCUGCGUGGUCACCGUCGUGGCAUUUGGAGUGUUCAGUUCUCGCCAGUGGAUCAGUGCAUUGCUACGUCUUCUGGCGAUAAGACCAUCAAGCUUUGGGCCCUGUCUGACCUGUCCUGUCUCAAGACCUUUGAGGGACACAGCAACUCGGUGCUCAAGAUUGCCUUUAUUACUCGCGGGUUGCAGCUUGUCUCCUGCGGUUCUGACGGCCUUGUCAAGCUGUGGACCAUCCGCACAAACGAGUGCGUGGCCACGAUGGAUGGCCACGAAGAAAAAGUGUGGGCCUUGGCUGUGAGCAGCGACGAGGAGCGCAUCGUCUCUGGCGGUGCAGAUGGUGUGAUGAAUGUCUGGCAAGACCACACCCAGCUCGAGUCUGAAGAGCAACACAAAGUGCAAGAGCUUCGCCUUGAGCAAGAACAAGAACUCUCCAACUUGUUGCGACAACGCCAUUACGCACAUGCCGUCAACUUGGCGCUUACGUUGGAGCAGCCCUUCCGAUUACUGGGCAUCAUGCAGUCUUUGAUUGAUGAGACGGAGGGUGGCCUGGGCGAGAUUGCCACCGUCUUGUCCAACUUGACCGACGACAAGCGCCAGCAGCUGCUCCUCUACAUUCGAGAGUGGAACACCAACUCGCGACACGCUCGCGUCGGCCAGGUUGUUCUCUCGGUUGUUUUCCGGACAAUCUCGCCGCAAGAGCUUCGACGACUGCCCAAGAUCAAGGACAUUAUCGAAUCGCUGCUUCCAUACACGGAGCGCCACUUCCAGCGCAUGAACCGCCUGGUGCAGCAGUCUCAUUUCGUGGACUACACUUGGAACACGAUGCGCAUGGCCUCGGCCAGUGCCAUGCAAGGCGGUGACGGAGCCGCCAUGAAUGGCCGCGCGUCGUUGCCACCCAUGCUCUCGUUCGACGAUCUUGUCAACCACACACAGCACGCGCCUAUGGCGAUGGACGAUGGUGGCGAUGACGGCGACAAUGAUGAGGAUGACGAGCUGACUGCUGAUCCCGCAACUCUGCGCGGCGGACUGGACAGCGAUGACGACGAAGCCGAAGACGACGACGGCGACGACAACCAGGACGACGACGACGACGACAAAGAGGAUGGAGAUCACGCUGGUGUUGAUGAGAAUCUCGUCGCUUCAGAGCAGAAGAACAGCACCGCGACCGCGACCAGUCAAGCCAAGCCCAAGAAACCAGCAGACGAUGAAGACGCCGAGGACGACGAUGAAGAUGAAGACGAGGACGAGGACGAGGACGAGGGGAAAACCACAGGCCGAACUUCCCGUCGUGGCAAGGGUCAGUUCAAACGCGGUGAGCGCCCGGAGGCAGUGAAGGCACAAUCGCGCCAAGCCACAAAGCAGACCAAAUCAAAGGCCAAGCCUGCUACGCCUGCGCGAGGCAGUGGCACACCAAGUGCCAAGACUACGCGGGCUCGUCGCGCAUAAUGUCGUUUUCUGUUGACCUGUGUUGGUUCAUGUGCUGUACUAAUAUUACACUUUUUUCUUCUCUA
This is a messenger RNA of Capsaspora owczarzaki ATCC 30864, 3184 nucleotides long. Its product is annotated as WD repeat-containing protein SAZD. Bases 9 to 3119 code for a protein of 1036 amino acids. Lineage: Eukaryota; Filasterea; Ministeriida; Capsasporidae. Gene Ontology annotation, cellular component: 90S preribosome; small-subunit processome; nucleolus. The transcript is spliced from 7 exons. Gene Ontology annotation, molecular function: U3 snoRNA binding; protein binding. Gene Ontology annotation, biological process: endonucleolytic cleavage in 5'-ETS of tricistronic rRNA transcript (SSU-rRNA, 5.8S rRNA, LSU-rRNA); endonucleolytic cleavage to generate mature 5'-end of SSU-rRNA from (SSU-rRNA, 5.8S rRNA, LSU-rRNA). The record is from RefSeq and is a predicted model, not a curated record.